Molecule: messenger RNA, 4098 nt
Organism: Brachypodium distachyon (stiff brome)
Lineage: Eukaryota; Viridiplantae; Streptophyta; Magnoliopsida; Poales; Poaceae
Product: receptor-like serine/threonine-protein kinase ALE2
Exons: 16
Coding region: 365-3559 (1064 amino acids)
Biological process (GO): protein phosphorylation
Molecular function (GO): protein kinase activity; ATP binding
Source: RefSeq, a predicted model, not a curated record
UCAUAAUUCAUUUGUAGCUGCUACAGAUACACCUUUUUCCCCGUGUAAACUACUAACUGCUGGCUACUGUACUGUACCACUACUAGUACUGCUGUCUGCUGCUGCCUUGCCUUGGCGUUGGCCUUCCCCUGGGCACCUUCCCCUCUUCCUCCUCUUCUCCCUCCCUCCCCACAUGGGCCUCUGCUCGCCCAUGGCGUGGUGCCAAAAUGGCAGUCAGGCUCCGUGCUUUCCCGCCGCUCUAGGGGCUGUUUCUCGUGGGUUUCGGAGGAGCGGCACCGCGCCUGAUUUGUGAUCUGUGCCGGGGGACAUUGCCGCCUGCUGCUGCUGCUGCUGGUGGUGGUGGUGGUCUGGGCUUGCUCUCGCUAUGAGCGUGCGGGAGAUGCGGCCUCUCGCUUCUGCGGUGGUGGUAGCGGUGGCUCUUCUCGCUUCGGCUCUUGGAUCCACAGGUAGUGAUCUGGCUUCUUCUCCGGCGGUUGCUAAUUCGCCUGCGGCUGAAGGACAAGCUCCUAGUCCUCCUCAACCUACAUUCGCUCUCGGUCCAAUAACUCUUCCAACAGCACCCCUUGCUCCAUCAGCAAGUCCUCCCCUCCAGAAGGGAGCUGUUAGCCCUGCAGUUCCCACCGAGCCGCAAAAUGCACCGGCUCCAGUUGUUCCCCCUGAAGAAUAUAAUGCCCCUCCUCCAGUUGAGUCUGUGCCUCCCACUAUCUCUGUUAAGGUGCCCCCGCCAGCAGCUCCUCCAAAAGCUGCAGUCGAAGAUCCCACACCAAUACUUCCUGGGUCACCUGCAUUGCUACCGUCAGUUCAGGCUCCUACUUCAUCUGUCCCAGUGAAGCCUAAUCUGCCCGUAGCACCUCCUCCCUCUGUUAACAAUCAUCCAAGUCCAGUUGGAUCAGGUACUGGUGUCCCUCCAUAUCCACCACCUAAAAGCAGUUCCCCAGCUGUUCCUCCUACUUCAGUUCCACGGGAACAUGUGAAUCCUCCGACUGCACCACCUAUUAUUGCGCAAGCACCACAACAACAGGCACUGGCUCCAAAUACUGAGCAUAAUAAUGUGCCUUCAUCAAAUACACCCCCUCCAAGUUACCAGAAUCAUGACAUUCUGCGUGCACCUCCUCCAAAGGAGCCUAGUACUGCCCCAGUUCACAAAUCACCCACUAGAGGGUUUGCACCUGCAGCUAGUCCUCUAUCCCGGAACAGAAAUAUGCCCGCAAUCCCCAAAAAUGCUUCGACAACUUCACAUGCUCAUCCUCCAUCGGUAGGAGUAGCUCCUAAACCAGCACCCAUUAGUAGAUCUCAUCCUCGUGGAUGGGUGCCAAAGAAAGGAGAAAAUCCAUCGACCGCACCGUCUUAUCCACCAUUGCAGGCUCAAGGUCCUGAGAUCUCUCGAGCUGGAGCUCCAAGACAGGUUGGGGCUAAAACGCAACACCAUCAUGCACCUCCACCGAUGUUUCGAGGCCAUCCAAACUUCCCUGUGCAUCCUCCAUCUACUUCACCGGCGUCACCAAGGGGGCACACUGUCACUAAAAGACCUCGUGUUUCUCCUACUCUUCCACCAAUCCCUCCCAAAGAGCCCAAGGCCCCAUCAACUCAUCCUAUUUGGGCAUUACCUCCACCACCACCUAACUUAGAUUGCAACUCGUUAUCAUGCUCAGAGCCUUUAACAGAUCCACCUGCGGGAGCCCCAUGUGCUUGUGUUCUACCAAUUAAAGUUGGAAUUCGUUUAAGUGUUGACCUUUAUUCAUUCUUUCCAUUGGUGUCGGAUUUUGCCGAAGAAGUGGGAUCUGGGUUAAACAUGGCACGGAGGCAGGUUCGUGUUAUGGGUGCAAAUGUGGCUGGUGAUCAACCAGACAAGACGGUGGUUCUUGUGGAUCUGGUACCGAUGCAUGUCAAUUUUGAUAAUGCUACUGCCUUUGCGACAUUUCAAAGCUUGUGGAGCAAAAAAAUUUCUCUAAAACCGUCAGUUUUCGGGGACUAUGAAAUCCUCUAUGUUGUAUAUCCAGGGCUUCCUCCUUCUCCCCCUUCAGCACCGGAAGGUGUUGGCAAGGGUGCAUUUGGCAACAGCAGAAAUGGAAGGGCAAUGAAGCCUCUUGGGGUUGAUGUAAGAAGACCCAAAAGAAAAGUGAAUGGGAGCCUAAUUGCCAUUGCUGUUUUGUCUACAGUUAUAGCGUUGAUUAUUUGCACCCUGUCUGCAUGGUUGCUGAUAAUCAGAUUCAGGGAUUCAGAUGACAUGGCUCAACAAUUUCCUCAUAGUGCAAUUCCGAAGUUUUCCAGAUCUUCCGGGACAUGCCACACACUGUUAGCUGGUCGCUGUAGUUCACCGUCAGGUCCAUCAGGUUCGCUGGGGUCAAGCAUGGCAACAUACGCAGGACAUGCAAAGACAUUCAAAUUCACUGAGAUUGAAAAGGCUACAAAUGGCUUUGAUGAUUCAACGGUACUUGGAGAAGGUGGCUUCGGGUGUGUCUACCAGGGCACACUUGAAGAUGGAACACGGGUCGCAGUAAAGGUUCUGAAAAAAUUUGAUUGCCAAGGUGAACGGGAGUUCUUGGCUGAGGUUGAGAUGCUGGGACGCUUGCAUCACCGAAAUUUGGUCAAGUUGUUAGGCAUAUGCAUCGAGGAGAAUGCACGGUGUCUGGUAUAUGAACUUAUUCCAAAUGGCAGUGUUGAGUCCCAUCUGCAUGGAGCGGAUCGUGAUAUAGCUCCCCUUGAUUGGAAUGCCCGAAUGAAGAUAGCCCUGGGGGCAGGGCGGGCACUUGCAUAUCUACAUGAAGAUUCAAGCCCUUGUGUGAUUCAUCGUGAUUUCAAGUCAAGCAACAUACUGCUAGAGCACGACUUCACUCCAAAAGUUUCUGACUUUGGACUUGCUAGGACUGCGAGAGGGGAGGGAAACCAGCACAUCUCCACUCGUGUCAUGGGCACAUUCGGCUAUGUUGCACCGGAGUAUGCCAUGACGGGGCAUCUUCUUGUCAAGAGUGAUGUAUACAGUUAUGGUGUCGUACUACUUGAGCUCCUCACAGGUAGAAAGCCUGUCGAUAUGUCUCAGCCUGCAGGGCAAGAAAGCCUAGUCUCAUGGGCUCGCCCAUAUCUGACGAAUGUGGUGAGCUUACGCCAAGCUGUCGAUCCGCUUCUUGGCCCUAAUGUACCACUGGACAAUGUGGCAAAAGCAGCUGCUAUUGCAUCAAUGUGUGUGCAACCUGAAGUUGCACACCGGCCAAGUAUGAGUGAGGUCGUGCAGGCCUUGAAACUUGUCUGCAGCGAGGGUGACGAGGUUCUUGGUUCGGCAAGUUUCAGCGAGGAAUUGGCGGCUCAUACUACCGCGGUUUACGAUGUAACUGGCAUGGAAGCGGAAAGGGUGCUAUUAUCUGAGAUGUUUGGAUCAACCCCUGUCUUCACUCCAGCUCCUGAUUCAGGUUCUUUCCGCAAGCAGUCCAGCUCAGGCCCUUUGAUGACAGGCAAGAACAAGAAGUUCUGGCAGAGAUUGCGAAGCUUGUCAAGAGGUAGUAUGAGCGAGCACGGCGCUUCGCCAGAUUUUGAGACGCGCUCACAGUGUAGCAAUAGAUGAGGCUUUUUUCUGUUCAUCUUCCGGUCUCGAGAAGGUGAAUAUUCAACUGAUUGGACGUAAAAAGAGUUUUCAAGGCCUAAUUUGUUGUACAUUAAGCAUGUGGGGAGAAAGGCUAUAUACACAGUUCAGGACCAGCAGAGUACCAGGCCGCAGCAUGAGUUUUUAGAUCACAGGAAGCUUUAAUAAGAUAUGCUCGGACUCAAUGGGCACUGCUAUGCACAGAUACACCUGCCUUUCGUCUCACACUGUUUCUCCUUUUCAGCAUUCCAGUUUGAGUUAGUCUGUUUUUCCUUUUUGUUUGGUUUAGCCGUUUGGUAGGAAUUGUUGAUGUACAGAUUCAGAUUGCAUUUGGUCAUGUGGAUUUCAACUCCCUGUACACUAGCAUUUGCAGAAAUAGCUUCUUUGCGCCUUGUUGAUUCAGACCUCUUUUCCGAUUAAACUAUGUAGUGCAGCUCUGAAAGGGUGGCUUCAGUUCUCUCUUUCCUCUAGUCUGUGGUCUGUGGAUAUAUAUUUUGAAGAAAGAAUUUCAUUGCUCUCCA